Molecule: messenger RNA, 6468 nt
Organism: Achroia grisella
Lineage: Eukaryota; Metazoa; Arthropoda; Insecta; Lepidoptera; Pyralidae
Gene: gpp
Product: histone-lysine N-methyltransferase, H3 lysine-79 specific
Exons: 15
Coding region: 122-3892 (1256 amino acids)
Biological process (GO): regulation of transcription regulatory region DNA binding; DNA repair; DNA damage checkpoint signaling
Cellular component (GO): nucleus
Molecular function (GO): histone H3K79 methyltransferase activity
Source: RefSeq, a predicted model, not a curated record
GUUGUUCGUAUUGUGUGUGUGUGUGAAAGUGCAGUGAAAAUAUGUUAAUACCUAAUGUUUAUAGUGAUAAUUUUAGUGUUUAAGUGAAAAGCUUGUGCUUUAAUGCAGUGGUUUUCUUAUCAUGGCAUUGGAUUUACGCCUGCAUUCUCCAGCAGGCGCCGAACCUGUUGUUUAUACAUGGCCCCUUACUUCGGGUCAUGGCUCGGACAAACACGAUGGGGCCUUGGAGAUAGUGGAAACCAUACGGUGGGUGUGCGACGACUUACCAGAGAUGAAGGCUGCACUCGAAAACAACAUCCUGUGCGACUACGACACCCACUCCUACGAAAGCAUGAGAGCUCUUUGCGACCGUUUCAACCGCGUCAUCGAUUCUGUUGUGGCUCUGGAAAAAGGCACUUCAUUACCGACACAACGUUUAAACAAAUAUCCAUCGAGAGGAUUGUUAAAGCAUAUCUUGCAACAAACAUACAAUCAAGCUGUCUCUGAUCCUGAUAAGCUCAAUCAAUAUGAACCAUUUUCACCAGAGGUAUAUGGAGAGACGUCAUAUGAGUUAAUAAGCCAAAUGAUUGAUCAGAUAGAUAUAACAGCAGAAGAUGUUUUUGUAGACUUGGGCUCUGGAGUAGGCCAAGUUGUAUUGCAGAUGGCAGCCGCCACACCGUGCCGCGUUUGCCUUGGUGUUGAAAAAGCAGAAGUUCCUAGCAAAUACGCUGAGAGUAUGGACUUUCACUUUAGAAUGUGGAUGAGAUGGUAUGGCAAGAAAUACGGAGAAUAUAAAUUAAUAAAAGGCGAUUUUUUGUUGGAUGAACAUAGAGAAAAAAUCAACGCUGCCACUAUCGUUUUUGUUAAUAACUUCGCAUUCGGUCCACAUGUAGAUCAUCAGUUGAAAGAACGGUUUGCUGACUUGAAAGAUGGUGCAAAGAUUGUGUCAUCAAAAAGUUUUUGUCCUCUAAACUUCAGAAUAACUGACAGAAACUUAAGCGACAUCGGGACCAUCAUGCACGUCAGUGAAAUGUCACCCUUGAAAGGAUCUGUCUCAUGGACUGGGAAGCCCGUAUCUUAUUAUUUACAUAUUAUAGAUAGGACCAAAUUGGAGAGAUACUUUCAAAGACUGAAAAACCCGAAACUCAAGGUCAGCAAAAGGGGCGCGCACAACGGUUGUGAGGAAGGCGAAGGAAGCAGUAAACGGCAUUUGAGUGCCCCGCCAACGCGGCAACCCACGCCUGACCUGCUCAACGGCAAUAGUAACCACAGCACCGGCUCGCUGCCUGAGCGCAGAAGAAAAGUAACUCGAGCGAGACCCGUCAGGGGUGAGAAUGGGAGAACAAGAGCACGUGCAGCAGUAGCGAAGCGACGUGUGGCGCGCCGCUCCAGCGAUGAAACCGACGAAGAGUCAAGUGGUACUGACGAUGCACCACCAGGACCCGAACCUGCGCCGCGAGAAUGGGGUGCACCAUGGGCCUCCUCUUCAGAUUCAAAUCGCAGCAGACGGUCGACGAGCAAACGUAGUGCAAGUGUAGGUGGCGCCCGUAGACGAGCCGCCCGAGCCAAACGUCGUCGCGGUCCAACACCUUUGAUUGCCGGGCUCGACUUACUGCACUCCACAACACUUGCGUCGACAUUACGCAAUGGCGCCGUGACUGUACCGCCUCCUGGGUGCGUAGAACAGCGUCUAUCUGCGCUGGGCGUACAACUGCAGCCCGCAGACCGGCUGCACUCAGAACUAGAUAUACCACGCUCACCGCACACGCCGUACAGCUUACAGUUACUGCUCGACAUGUUCAGAGAUCAAUAUCUUGCUUUCAUUAAUCGUAUGAACUCACCUGAAUACGCUCUUGAAAUUCGACACCAAAUAGAUAAAGAGAAGGAAAGAAAUCAAAAAUUGAAAUCAAGAGCGUCACAAUUAGAUAAACAGAUCAACGUACUAAUUAGCGACAGUGUCGCCUUGUUAAAAGCGCGCAUGAGCGAAUUAGGUAUACAUGCAAAUAACACAGUGGAUUUGUUGGCAAAAGCUAAGGAGAUUGUAGGAAGACAUAAAGAAUUGCAAAGUAAAGCAAGCAAACUGCAGGCACAGGUAAACAAUAUUGAAGCUGAACAGGCUAUGCUUGUUAAACAAAGAACAUUUGAAAUAACUGAGAAAUAUCGACAAUUAGGUCACAUACCUGCGGACGUAGAAAUCACUCAGAAUAUUGCACACGAUUGUAUAUUAAAAGAAAUAUCGGCCACAUUGGCACAUAGAAAAAGAUUACAUGCACAGGUGGGCCUGCUUCAAAAUGAAAUCGGCCAAAUGGAAAGAGCUGGUGAGCAACAAAAAGUGAUCCCCUCCUGUGUGCCGGUGGCCACCGUUAAACCUCACACGGUCAACUCGAAACCGAGAAAAUCCAGGGAACAUCGUUCGAGGUCCCAGGAGUGGCCCGACGUGCCGGACGUGGGAAAGAUCGAAGAGCAGAAUCCGGAAAUACUGGCGCAAAAGAUCCUAGAGACCGGUCGACAGAUCGAAGCCGGGAAGAUCUCUAAGCCGAACGUGAUCGUAAACGGAUACGCUCGGGAGCCCGACCGGCACUCGGAGGCGCACCGGCCGCAGCGGCCGGCCGCGCCCGUGCACCGCGCGCAGCCGCACGCCGCGCGGCCCGCGCACCCGCCGCCGCUCGCGCGCCGCCACUCGCCCGUCAAGCCGCAGAAGCCGCUCAACGUCGUCGCCAAGGUGCAGGAAUCGCCGAAGGUGAUCAACUUCGAGGACCGGCUCAAGAGCAUCAUCACGUCGGUGCUCAACGAGGACCAGGAGCACCGCAAGGCGACGCGGCAGCCGGCGCCGAGCCACGCCUACAGCAACGGUUACGUGCGGGCUGCGGGCGCGGCGCAUGGGUCGUACGCGACGCAUCCGACGCACGCGACCCACUCGCCCCACUCGACCCACGCGACCCACGCGACCCACGCGACCCACGCGACCCACGCCGCCCACGGGGCCCACGGGGCGCGGUCGGGCGGCGGUGGCGCGGCGGGCCCGCAGCCGCGCGCCAGCCGAGACUCGCGCCGCGACCGCUUCGCGUACGAGCGCCGCGAGCCGCCGCGGCUGCCCCCCGACAUGCGCCACCACCCCGCGCACGUGCAUCAGCCCGACUACACGCAGGUGUCACCGGCGAAGUUGGCGCUGCGACGACAUUUGUCACAGGAGCGAUUGGCAGCACCUGGCGCUCGCACUAUUGGCGACCUUGUUAAUGGGGAGAUAGAACGGACGCUCGAGAUCUCCAACCAAAGUAUCAUCAAUGCAACUGUCAAUAUGAGCGCCCGCUAUCACGAACCCGACCGCACGCCUCAUCAACCCCCACUUGAAGGUUUAGCAGCAUGUCUACAGGCGCGAGUACUCGCAUCAGAUUAUUGGCGUGGACGCAACGGGAGUGCCGGCAGUGGUGGUGAGUCCGAAGAGAGUAUGCGACGUCGCACUCCGCCGCUCGAUCCGCAUUCUAACACGUCCACGCCUCUCGUCGACGAAUUGCCUGACGGUGGCCGCCCUCCAGAAGGAGAAGGCGGCGAAGAGGUCGACGAGAGCAAAUGGCAGGACAGAAUCGCAUUUCGGUUCGAUCAGAUUAUAUCGUUCGCAUCGACCGCCAUGGAAGACAAGCGACGGCGGUCGGACGAGGCGUGCAACACGUCGCCCGACUCGGGCAUCGGGCACGGCGAGGCGGCGCGCGCGGCGGCGGCGGGCGCGGGCGGCGCGCGGGCGGGCGCGGGGGCGGGGCCGUGCGCGGGGGAGGGCGCGGGCGCGGGCGGGCGGUCGCCGUCGCCGCUGGCCGCGCACCACUUUAAAAAGCGGUUCUUCCGGCGCGAGCGCUGGGGCGCGUGGAGCGGCGCGCCGCCGCCCGCCGCCGUCGACUGGGAGCGGCCGGCGAUGUGACGCGCGCGCAGCUAGCGCUGCGACGUCUGCCGGUUCGCGCACCGGCGCUGCUCCUAGUACAUGCUGCGCAGAAGGUUUCAAUCGUACGUGUGCUCGCUCCCCGUUGCGGACUCGCUCGCCGUUUGUGCGGUGACGUCACGUCGUCGGUUUACGAUCGCAGUGAUUACCUUGACAAGUUUUAAAGUAACAUCGUAUGCAUUCAGAGAGUUGACUAAGCAUUCUGAGAUGAUUUGUAAUACAUACUAGUUUGUAUUCUUCCGUCAAAAGAAAAAAACUUGAAUUAAGUAAGGCGAUCGUAGACGAGAGACGAUAGUUGUACGAGUAGAUGACACGUUUUUUUCAGUCCCGUUCCUGUGGAAUCCAUAAGUGUGCGCGUGACGAGUUUCGUUAGAACACUGAACAUGCACAUUCAUGGACAGUGCCACAGUGUUUGGGUGACAAAGUACAUCUAACGAUUUAAAUCUUUUGCUGCGCCAACACGAGCGCUGACCGCGCUCAUUAGCGUAAUUUUUUUUAUCGGAACACUGCCGACGCGAGAGAAUGAGCGAUUGUAUUUUAUGUAAAUAGAGUCGGCUCGACAGUCGUCGAGUCAUUCUAGAGCGGCGAUCUUAGUCGGGCCUUCCUCGUAUGUUGAUUGUGCCGAUUUUUGUUACAUUUUUUUUUUCGAAUAUAUAAUGUAAUUAUGUAUAUUAUUGAGUUUAUUUUACGUUUAAGAAUUGUAAUUAUUUAAUAUUAGUUUUAUGUCGCCGUUCCGUUCGGGCGCUCCGACAAACGUUCGCGUUGCGACGGAUUGUAUUUCAUGUGUUCAUUUAGGUAUUAGAGUUUUGAAAUACAUGACUCGGUGAUGACGCAGCGGAUCUUCCUUACGCCGGUCGUUUGAUGAAUGUUUGUUGUUUUAUGAGUUUUGUUUUAAAUGUUACGGGAAGCUCAGUCUGAAUAAUGUCGUCAUUUCUUUGAAGAUGUCUUGAGAUUUACACAACAUAUAUUUAUAACGAACUACUGUCAACUACGGAAAUAUUAUACGAAGCCACUGUAGUGAAGUGUAAUUUAGUAUAACUUAAAGGGGCUAUUACAGAUCUUUAGUUUUACAGUUGCCUUGCAAGCGAUAUUACUAAAUAGUAGUUUAAAUUUUAUGGUUAUGAAAUAGCUCGUGGUCACUCUAAAAAAGAAAGUUGAUAAGUAAAAUAUAAAGAUUAGUCAGUACAUAAUAAAUAUGUAUCUUAUAUAUAAAAUAUUAUAAUUCAUUAAAAUAAAGAAAGUAAGUUUACUUGAAUAUAUAUUGUAGUUAUAUGAGUAUGUAAUAUAAAAUUUGAAAUGGCAAGAUGAUUCUAAUACAUAAAAACACCGAAAAAUUAUAAUCUUCAUUGAUUGCAGUAAAACAGAAUGUUUUUGCAGCUGAAUUGUGGCUAGGUUGCACUUUUUAUAGUUUUUUUUAUUAUUAACGAACACAUCAUUUUAUACAAAACUAAGUUAUAUAAUUAUACAAUCGCUUUCAUUUUUGAAAUAUGAAAUAUAAUUUUUUCAUGAAUAUUUUCUAGGUUUUAUAUAUCCAACCUUUUAAAUCAAUUUUAAUAUUUGACAUAAAAAUAAAUUUUAUUAUUAAUCGAAUCUAAUGCUUUUUACUGCAGCCAAUAUUAGUUACUGAUUAUUGUUGUUAAAUAUAAUAAUAAACUGAAGAUCAACAUAUGAACUUAAAUGAAAUAACUACUAUUUAAUAUCAUAACUAGCUGAGUUAUAUUAACUCCUUCUAAAUACCAAAGAGAGAAAACAUUAUGAAAUAGGUACAUUUGUAUAAUACCUAGCAAAAUUAUAUUAUAUCACAUAUGCAUUAUUGCUGUAUUGUACUAAAAAGAUGGUGGUUAAAAGGAUGGUAUAAGGACCCGAGCUAUUUUGAAGAAGAUUGUCAAUAGCACUCAUACAUACAUUUAUCUUAUGCAUCCUAAAAUUACCAGAUAAGAAGAAUUAUAUUUUAUAUAAAAAAUUGCAAAAAGUAUGUAUAUUCUUGCUUACGUCAGUAAGGAUAUAUAUUUUGAUACAAUAGAUUUAUUGUUUUCAGACAAAAGUCUUAAAUAGUGCCAAAAAGCAUGUUGUAUAUAAAACCUAACUUUUCACAUGUUUGUUGUUUGUGUCAGUAAUGAUGUGUGUUGAAUGUUUUAUGAAAAACAUUCGGACAACAGAGACGGAUUUGUAAUGUGCACUGUUACUUAAUAUGCAGAAUGUAGUCUUACAUAAAGUGUGUACUUUUGUAUAGAUAUUUGACUCUCUUUUGCAUUUUAUGGAUAAAUUAUGAGGUAUAAUACUUUUCUUACUGCCUUUAAACUUGACACUUGUUUCUUCUUUAAAAAUUUCAUACAGCUCAUAUAUUAUGAAAGUCAUUAUCUCAAUCUUGAAGUGGAAUAGCAUGUAAGUUCCAGGGUUUUUCAUGAUCUACGUAUAUACGUACAUGUAUAAAUAACACCAAUUGCGCGGUUCACACAACUGCGAUAAUUUUGGGACCAUAUGUAAUAAACUCUGAACCAUAUUGUAUAAUAUAGGUAAAUGUUUUCUUAACAACAUAACUUUUGGUUUUUUCUUUU